UUUCAUCACUGCUGCAUUUUUCUUCUUGCAAGAAGCUCUUUGCUCUUUUCCUCUGACAGUUUGUUGAGUAGCUAAAGUCAAGUUUAGUUUAGACUGACAAUUAGUAUUUAUGCUGAAGUUCUUUACUCGAAUACUGCCUUUGAAUGCAUCUUUUCCUCAUGACUUUAUUCGCUGAUGUCCGCUUCUAAAGGACUACUUGACACAGCCUGCAGGAAGUGGUCCAUCAGCUGUGCAGUAGAGGCGCGGCCUCCUCUCAGCCUAAACUUCACCAAGAAGUCUGUGACACUCCAAGGCGGCGGACAUGGCCAACCCAGCCGAGUGCUCCAUCAAGGUAGUGUGCCGCUUCAGGCCGCUGAACAAAUCCGAGGUGGCCCGAGGAGACAAAUACAUCCCAAAGUUUCAAGGGGAUGACUGUGUGCAGAUCGCGGGUAAACCGUACUACUUUGACCGUGUAUUCCAGUCCACUACUACUCAGGUACAAUUCUACAAUGCUGUGGCUCAGAAGAUUAUCAAAGACGUACUUGAUGGCUACAAUGGCACAAUAUUUGCUUACGGGCAGACAUCCUCUGGUAAAACACACACAAUGGAGGGAAAACUUCAUGACGCAGACAUGAUGGGAAUCAUUCCUCGAAUUGUGGAGGACAUCUUUAAUUAUAUUUAUUCUAUGGAUGAGAACCUGGAGUUUCACAUCAAAGUGUCUUAUUUUGAAGUCUAUCUGGACAAAAUCCGAGAUCUGCUGGACGUGACCAAGACCAACCUCUCCGUCCAUGAAGACAAAAACAGAGUGCCGUACGUAAAGGGGUGUACUGAGCGUUUCGUGUGCAGUCCUGAUGAGGUCAUGGAAGCCAUUGAUGAAGGCAAAAACAACAGAAUUGUGGCUGUCACAAACAUGAAUGAGCACAGUUCCAGGAGUCACAGCAUCUUCCAAUUCAGCAUAAAGCAGGAAAACUCUCAGACGGAACAGAAACUCACCAGCAAGCUUUACCUUGUUGAUCUGGCUGGCAGUGAAAAAGUGGGUAAAACUGGAGCAGAAGGUACAGUUCUGGAUGAAGCCAAGAUGAUCAAUAAGUCUCUGUCUUCACUUGGAAAUGUUAUUUCUGCAUUGGCCGAGGGCUCAUCAUAUGUGCCUUACAGAGACAGUAAGAUGACCAGGAUCCUGCAGGAUUCCUUAGGAGGGAACUGUCGGACCACCAUGGUCAUCUGCUGUUCCCCUUCCUCCUUUAACGAUGCAGAGACCAGGUCCACAUUACUGUUUGGACAAAGGGCCAAGACGGUGAAGAACUCGGUGUGUGUGAACGUGGAGCUUACAGCAGAGCAGUGGAAAAACAAGUAUGAAAAGGAGAAGGAGAAGAACAAGACGCUGAGAGGCACUGUGACCUGUUUGGAAACUGAACUCAAUCGCUGGAGGAUUGGUGAAAGUGUUCCAGCAGAGGAACAGUUUGACAAAGAAAAGGCCAAAUCUGAAGUUCAAGCUUUGGAUGUUACUCUCAGUGACAAGACAACACCUGCCUCACCUGCCUCACACGCCUCACCUGCACACAGCGGGCUUCCUGGCAUCAAACUGGCACCUGCUGGAACACCACAGUGCGAGGCGGAGAUGGCCAAGCUUUACAAAGAGCUGGAUGAUAAGGAUGAUGAGAUUCAUCAACAGUCUCAAUUGUUGGAGAAAAUCAAGGAGCAGUUGUUGGACCAGGAGGAGCUCCUCGCCUCAUCGCAGCGUGACCAUGGCAACCUGCAGACGGAGCUGAAACGACUGUUGGCAGAGAAUGAAUCUUCCAAGGAGGAGGUCAAGGAGGUGCUGCAAGCUCUUGAGGAACUCGCUGUUAACUACGACUUGAAAAGUCAGGAGGUCGAGGACAAAACCAAAGAGUUUGAGGCCCUCAGUGAGGAACUGAAUGAAAAUCUCUCUUUAGCCACAAUUGACUCUGAGCUCCAGAAGUUGAAGGAGAUGACCUACCACCAGAAGAAGAGGGUUACAGAGAUGAUGUCCUCAUUACUCAAAGACCUAACGGAGAUCGGUCUUGCAGUGGGAAGUAACGACAUCAAGCAACACGAGAACAGUGGUGUCAUUGAUGAGGAGUUCACGGCGGCGCGACUCUGCAUCAGUAAGAUGAAGUCGGAGGUGAAAAGCAUGGUGAAACGAAGCAAACACCUGGAAAGCUCCCAGGCUGACAGUACCCAGAAGCUGGAGGACACUGAGAGGGAGUUAACUGCUUGUCGGCUACGUGUCUCUCAGCAUGAAGCGAAGAUAAAAUCCCUAACAGACUGUCUACAGAAUGUGGAGCAGAAGAAAAGACAGUUGGAAGAAAAUGUGGACGCUCUAAAUGAAGAAAUAGUCAGGAUUGGAGCACAAGAUAAAGUUCAUGUCAUGGAAGAGAAGAAUGAGAUCCAGUCUGUCAAUGAAGUGAAGGAUGCUGUGGAGAAGCAGAUCUUAUCUCACAGAGAAGCUCAGCAGAGGCAGAUCAGCAACCUGAGAGACGAGCUGGAUCACAAGGAGAAGAUGAUCACUGAAUUGCAGGAUCUCAACCAGGCGAUCAUGUUGGAGCAAGAGAGGCUCAGAAUGGAGCGUGACAAACUCAAAGCAGCAGAACAGGAGAAGGGUCGCCUGCUACAAGAGCUCACGGAGCAGCAGGACAAACGGGAGCAAACCAGGCAAGACCUGAAAGGAUUGGAGGAAACUGUGGCCCGUGAGCUGCAGACUCUUCACAACCUCAGAAGACUUUUUGUCCAAGACCUUGUCGUUCGAGUCAAGAAGAAUGACCAGAUGAGCUCAGAAGAAAGAGAAGUCAGUACUGCGCAAAGACGAAAGAUCUGCUUUCUGGAAAACAACUUGGAGCAGCUGACCAAAGCUCACAAACAGUUGUUACGGGACAAUGCAGACCUCCGUUCAGAGAUCCCGAAAAUGGAGCGACGCCUGCUGACCACAGUGGAGCGGGUGAAAGCCCUAGAGGGCGCGCUGAAGGAGGCCAAAGAGAUUGCAGCUCGUGAGCGCCAACAAUACCAGCAAGAAGUUGAGCGCAUUAAGGACACCAACAAGCCCAAAAACAUGGGAAGGAGAGGCUCUGCUCAGAUAGCCAAGCCCAUUCGACCAGGCCAGCUGCCAGGCGCCUCUCUUUUGAACCCCAAUGGAAACAGAUCCAACCUCAUCAACAACUACUCUGGCAUCAAAGAAGGGGAUGACAGUUCUUGAAGAUCAUCUCAGAAGAUGAAGAUUAAGAAAAGUCACACACACACACACUCCUCCAUCUAAGUGUGCAUAGCUCCUGUGUUCUUACGCUGUCUACUACUGUCUGAUUUUUCACAAAAAUAUGACCUUAAGUGGAUUUAUCAAUUCUGAAUUAAAAUGUUAGCUAACAAUAUACAAUUUUAUUGUAUUCAUUUAAAAAUUUGGUCUACAAAAAUUAGUUAAAAUGUGUUUAACAUUCUCUGAGCAUAUAGCUAUUAAUUUGUAAUUGCAUUAUUAUAUGGUCACAUGUUCAUUGACAAAAUGCUUGUAAAUGUAAAACAAUCUUCUUCUAAAAACAUAAAUUUACUGUUGUUACCCUGGAUAAAUGAAGGUGAUAAAUAUUUACAUAUUUCUGGUUUAACUGCAAAAACCUGACAGCUGAAAAUAUUGACUUAUUCAUCGUAUUUAUAUUGAAAUAAAUAAUAUAUUUACACUGGAAACUCUUGUGGUGAGUGGUGUUACUUAUCUGGAAGAGAAAUUAUUAAUCCUGAUAUGAUGUCAUUAUGUCCUUGUGGAGAGGCGGAGCCGACGGUCAGACAGCGCGGCAGGGCACGCUAGAGCCCGGCCCAAUAUGGCGGCAAAGAGGUGGAGGAUGUGAGCGAGCGGCGAGGCGGGGCGUCCCGGGAGCGACGCUGCAGUCAAGUUCAGGUGCGUGCAUGGAUCGCACACCGGGACACAACUAACUUAUCUCCUCUCAAUGUAUAAAAGGGGAGAGGGAGGAGAGAGCGGGGCAGAAGGAGGAGGAGAGCCCGCAGCAGUGGCUAAAGAGCAAGUACGACGGAGACGCGUCCAACUGAGCGACACGGAGGAGCGAGCAGCAGGACCGGCGACGGCGCAAAAGACUUCCUUGAUUGCGAAAUAAAUGAGAGUCAAACCUGCAAAAGCAAUGUCCUUCCUUGGUGGUCAGUAGAACCUGAGCGUCGACAGCGUGAGUCGUCCACAGUCCGGAAGUAUUCCGAAGAUCACAUUUAUUGUACCUUUACAUCUACGUUACAUCUAUAUAUGUACAUAUACACACAAAGAUCUGGAUUCAAUCCCUGUGCUCUGGAUCUUUCUGUGUGAAGUUUGCAUGUUUUCCCCCUGCGUGGGUUCUCUCCGCGAACU
Nerophis ophidion (straightnose pipefish) is the source of this 4330-nucleotide messenger RNA. Its product is annotated as kinesin-1 heavy chain-like. The transcript has 26 exons. The record is from RefSeq and is a predicted model, not a curated record. Gene Ontology annotation, biological process: microtubule-based movement. Lineage: Eukaryota; Metazoa; Chordata; Actinopteri; Syngnathiformes; Syngnathidae. Gene Ontology annotation, molecular function: ATP binding; microtubule motor activity; microtubule binding. The coding region runs from base 302 to 3190 and encodes 962 amino acids.